AUGACUCGGUUGUUGUCCCGAUUUUUACAUAUCCUCGUGUUACGAGCUGUACAGUCAGUGGCAUACGGUCUGUGGUGUGGGAAGCACUAUGAACUCGGUGCUCUCAACGUUCCUCCCGCACCGGAAAGUCGUUUCACCUCCCCGCCCAUCUCUCCUCAGCCUUUACUCAACUUUCGCUGCUCAACAUCUAGCUCCAUAUACAUAGCGGGUGAUUUGAAGGAUCAUCCAGGAAUCAUCAUUGAUGCGGAGGUUACGAAUGACGUUGGUCAACCAUACGAAGGCACCUUGGGGCAAGCCUUGAAUGUGAUCGUUUCGACGAAGGAUAUUGUACUGGCCAGUGGGUCUGUUGUCCCCGGCACUUCCGGUACUGUGCUACCUCUUGACUUUUCGGCACUCUCUGCAACCGGAGAGUCGUACAUCGUCACUUGUACGGCGCAAGCAGGAGUAAAUAUCUUCACCGUUGAAACUGAGGCAUGGUAUCUACCUCCGAACCCGUACGGAGGAUCCACUGUCAAGGUCGAUCGGCAUAGUGGGGCCCUGAUGGUUGAGGAAGAGGACAGGUGGGAGAAGAUAUUCCCCUUCGGAUGGUAUGACGAUCGGUCACGACCAAACUCUCUGAGAUCGCCAUUGAAUGGUGGAGAACCCGUCCAAGUGGCAUUGCCUUCACCGGAAAGUGCUAUUGGAAUCGAUCCUUAUUUGACCAACAUCGAACGCCUUGACCGAGCCAAGAGACAAGGAAUGAACAUGAUACAUCCUGUUCCUCCCGUACCCCAUUAUGCUCCGAACAAUGACUGGACGGUCACGUCCACUUACAUGGCUCACGCUGAAAUUCUCGGUCUUGGUGUAAUGUAUGACAUGCGUCACUCUUUCACAGAUCUUGGUUCAGUCAAGGAUCAAGUCGAACGAUUUCGUUCUUCCCCAAGCUUACUCGUAUGGUACACUUCAGACGAGCCGGACGGUCCCCCGACUUCAUUAGACUCCACCGUCGAUGCUCGCUCUCUGAUCCGUGAUUUAGAUCCAUACCAUCCCACCGCUCUUGUACUCAAUUGUGCAGACUAUUACUUCGCCUCUUACGUCCAAGGAACCGAUAUCCUCAUGCUUGACGUUUAUUCAAUCGCAAUGAACCCCAUCUGGUCCAAAAAGUGGUCUACUCCUGUAAACUCCACAUUUGGUGCAUCUGGCUGCGACAAUUGUCAGGGCAAUUUCCAUGAUCUGUCUCGACGAAUAGAUGAGGCCAAAGCUAGGUUGAGGGUGAUGAGAAGAGAAAGGGAGAUACCAGUAUGGAUCGUACCGCAAGCGUUUGAUGAUCAUGGGGAUGAAUUUUGGUGGAGGGUCCCGACGGGUGAUGAGGAGGUUGUUCAAACGAUUCUGGCGGUGAAUCAUGGAGUCAUAGGACACUGUGCUUGGUUUGCAAGUUCAGCCACGCCGGAUUUAUUGGGGAACGUCUCAUUCAUAUCCAAACAUCUAUACGAACAACGUCAUUUUCUCCUAGAUAACGCCCAUACUCGUCGACCUGUACUCACAUCCCUUCCUUAUCAUGACGGAAAUGGUGUAGACGCAUUCGCUUGGACAUCAUUUACGCCCCAUGGGACAGAUAUUCUCGUUCUCGCCGCUCACUUGAAUUAUAUCGGACUCGAGGCCAAGACGACUUUUAGUCUCCAACUCUCGGGUCAAAUCAAACGGGUUUUGUUCGGGGAUGUCAGGAGUACAUCGAACGGUGAUGUUGUGUUCCGUAUGGGACGGACGAGCACCGCAGGGGUCAUUUUGCAUAUCGCGAAAGAGAGUGAUACGACGGUCGAUAUGGAUACAGGGGAGAUGACCCUGGUGAAGAGACUUGGCAAGGGGAGUGAAUUAAUGGAGUUGUAA
Tremella mesenterica DSM 1558 is the source of this 1866-nucleotide messenger RNA. RefSeq lists its product as uncharacterized. NCBI's taxonomy places the organism in Eukaryota, Fungi, Basidiomycota, Tremellomycetes, Tremellales, Tremellaceae. The transcript has 7 exons. The coding region runs from base 1 to 1866 and encodes 621 amino acids. The record is from RefSeq and is a predicted model, not a curated record.